Molecule: messenger RNA, 294 nt
Organism: Loa loa (African eye worm)
Lineage: Eukaryota; Metazoa; Nematoda; Chromadorea; Rhabditida; Onchocercidae
Exons: 2
Coding region: 1-294 (97 amino acids)
Biological process (GO): chromatin organization
Cellular component (GO): nucleus
Source: RefSeq, a predicted model, not a curated record
AUGUCCAAGGCAGACGAAGGACGUCUGAUACAUAUUGCCAAGAAACGUGAACGUGCUAAGGAAGCAAUCGAGCAAAGGCGGCGGAAACUAGAGGAAGAAACGAAGAGUCUGAAAUCAGGCAUCACGACAAAAUUCACGGCGAAUUACGAUGCUAUAGAAGAUUCUCUAAAAACUAGUACUGUUGGUUUGGUAACGCUGGACGAAAUGCGAGAAAAGCAACGAGAUGUGGUUGAAGCGAGGUUUUACAAUCAGUUUUUGCUUUUAGAUUGCUCGGACAUCUACAGCUCGAUAUAA